AUGUCUGCAGACAGCAACGCAGCCGCAGAGUAUCUUCAGGAGUUCAAAGAAAUUACACCCUCCUACUCACCCCAGCAAGUGUACAACGCUGAUGAAACGGGGCUAAAUUUCAAAGCGUUGCCAACAAAGAGCCUAGCUUCAAGAGAAGAAAAGUCCGCUCCAGGAUUUAAAAUGGAUAUGCAACGACUAACCGUAUUAGCAUGCAGCAACGCUUCCGCCACCAAUAAGAUACCUUUGAUGGUUAUCGGUAAAUCCAAAAAACCUCGAUGUUUUAAAAACAUGAAUAUGAACGCUCUGCCGGUUUACUAUAAAAACCAAAAGAAAGCUUGGAUGGAUCGUGCUUUGUUUCAAGAAUGGUUUGAGAAACAAUUUGUGCCCAACGUGAGAGCCUACAAUGAAGAAAAUGGACUGCCUGAUAGAGCGUUGUUACUCAUAGAUAACGCUCCGUCCCAUCCGGAUGACUUAGAGCUGGUGGCAGAGGCUUGGGAGAACACAAGCGUAGGAGCUCUGCAGAAAUCUUGGAAAAAUCUUUGGCCUGAUCUGCAGUUUGUUGAAGAGGUUGUUCCACCGGUAAAUGAAUGCGAACUUCUUCCUCUUGUAAAAAAAAUACCGGGAUGCGAAAAUGUAGAGAAGGAGUGUGUUGAUGAGUGGACGGCUGUAGAUGACAAAGGCUUCGAGGAGUACACAGACGAAGACAUCGUGGCACAGGUGCAAGGAGUCCCAGCUGAUGACUCAUGUAGCAGUGAGGAUGAGGGAGACGCCCAAACUACCGAUAUUGUUCCACACAGCGCAGCUGCAAGUGCCUUUGACCUCGCUCUACGCUACGUCGAGCAACAUGCCGCUGCUACUCCCAAUGACGUAGAAAAUGAUUACAAUAGUGAAGAUUUAAUUAAAAUAGUAACAGAAAUUUUAGAUUUACCGAGUAAAAGUGAUGAAGAUCCUAAAACUGACCCUGUAGAAUUAGCAAGUGAAAGUGAUAUAGAUCCUACAACCAACUUUGUACAAUUACCAAGUGAAUGUGAUUUCGAACAAAAGGGCAUUUCCUGCUUCAGCCGCAAGAGUCAGAGACAGAUUAAGGUCAACCUCAUCGGAAUUCUCUAA
Homalodisca vitripennis (glassy-winged sharpshooter) is the source of this 1101-nucleotide messenger RNA. Its product is annotated as jerky protein homolog-like. NCBI's taxonomy places the organism in Eukaryota, Metazoa, Arthropoda, Insecta, Hemiptera, Cicadellidae. Gene Ontology annotation, molecular function: DNA binding. Bases 1 to 1101 code for a protein of 366 amino acids. The transcript has 4 exons. The record is from RefSeq and is a predicted model, not a curated record. Gene Ontology annotation, cellular component: nucleus.